This is a messenger RNA of Striga hermonthica, 1362 nucleotides long. NCBI's taxonomy places the organism in Eukaryota, Viridiplantae, Streptophyta, Magnoliopsida, Lamiales, Orobanchaceae. The record is from the annotation of a GenBank genome assembly.
AUGGGAGGUUGUGUAUCAAUCAGCAGUCGAAGUACUUGUAGUAGCAAGAGUAACGGGGAUAAUAUAACUCCCCCAUGCUUGUGGAUAGAUAUGUUUGGUUGCAAAAGGAGUAGGAGAACGUUUUCCGACAACGUUACCAAUCUGCAACGUCUUGCUUCGGCUUCUAAUCGGAUAUUCACCAAUGGAAGAACAAGCAGUUCAUGCAUAUUUACUCAGCAGGGCCGUAAAGGCAUAAAUCAAGAUGCAAUGAUUGUGUGGGAAGAUUUUAUGGAAGAUGACGUUAGCUUUUGUGGCGUUUUUGAUGGCCACGGCCCGCACGGACAUCUCGUGGCUCGUAAAGUGAGGGAUACACUGCCGCUAAAACUGUCCUCUUUUCUGAACUCGUCCGAGUCGAGGAGAAAAGGAUCUGGUGCGAACUGCUGUAAUGGGGAUGUGAAAUUGGACGUGGUGGACCCCACAAAAGAUACCUCUGAGGAGGAGAAAGUUGAGUCCAUGUGGAGAGAGGCUUUUCUUAAAGCUUAUAAGGCGAUGGACAAAGAAUUGAAGUCGCAUCCAAAUUUGGAUUGCUUUUGCAGUGGUAGCACGGCUGUGACUGUUGUAAAACAGGGCUCGAAUCUUUUCAUGGGUAACAUUGGUGAUUCUCGAGCAAUAUUGGGAUCUAAAGAUGGCAAUGAUUCAAUGGUGGCUAUCCAAUUGACAGUUGAUCUGAAGCCUGAUCUACCUAGGGAGGCAGAAAGGAUAAAGCGGUGCAAGGGUCGAGUAUUUGCUUUACAAGACGAGCCUGAAGUGCCGAGGGUUUGGCUGCCAUUUGAUGAUGCCCCUGGUUUAGCAAUGGCGCGUGCUUUUGGUGAUUUCUGUUUGAAGGAAUAUGGAGUCAUCUCCAUUCCUGAAUUUUCUCACCGUACACUAACUGACCAAGAUAAAUUCAUUGUUCUCGCAUCAGAUGGGGUAUGGGACGUGUUGAGCAACGAGGAGGUGGUGGAGAUCGUGUGGUCGGCUCCGACUCGUUCAUCUGCUGCCAGGGUGGUGGUGGAGUCAGCAGCCCGCGAGUGGAGGUCCAAAUACCCGACCUCGAAAAUGGAUGACUGUGCAGUCGUCUGCUUCUUUCUCGAUGGGAAAACAGAUACUGCUGAGUCGGAGUUGGAGGAGCAGUCUGUUACCGGAGGCUUCUCAUCUGCGGACGAUGGCCAGCACUCGGAGCCUUGCCUCGCCAGGAACUACACAGUCCGGUCAUCGUCUGAGGAGAAGCAUGGAGGAGGGGAUGAGGAACAGAGCUGGUCGGGUUUGGAAGGGGUUACAAGGGUCAAUUCGUUGGUUCAGCUCCCCAGAUUCUCCGAGGAGAGGACGAGACCUUCGAUUUGA